AUGCGGACGUCCGACUCCGCCAACCGGUUUUCAGUCCCGCACAUACCUGCUGGCGUCCUCACCGGCUGCUCCAGCGCGCCGCCGUUCGGCCGUAACAGUGCACCAGGGACGCUUGAUUUGCCGGCCGCGGGUGGGUCGUCACAUGCGGCUGUCGGGUUUGGUCAGUCACAGGCGGCGGACGGGUCGCGAUUGGGCAGUGGGCCGCGUUACUUUUCUUGCGGCGAGGCGGGUCAUCGGCAGUCGACUUGUCCACGGCGGGGUGGGUCUCUUGCCUUGGUGACGGAUUUUGAUUUUGAGGGUACCGUUUACUUGUUUAAGUGUUAUUUCUUUGUUCAGCGUGAUUAA
Molecule: messenger RNA, 345 nt
Organism: Striga asiatica
Lineage: Eukaryota; Viridiplantae; Streptophyta; Magnoliopsida; Lamiales; Orobanchaceae
Source: the annotation of a GenBank genome assembly